AUGAACGAGCCACCUGGUUCUCGUGCUCAUGUUGGACUUACUGGACUCACUGUCGCUGAACACUUCCGUGAUGCUGAAGGACAGGAUGUGCGUCUUUUCAUUGACAACAUUUUCCGCUUUACUCAAGCAAACUCAGAGGUGUUUGCUUUGGUUGGUCGUAUCCCAUCUGUUGUUGGUUACCAACCAACAUUGCUCUUCUGUCCGGUGCUUUGA
Molecule: messenger RNA, 213 nt
Organism: Lathyrus sativus (Indian pea)
Lineage: Eukaryota; Viridiplantae; Streptophyta; Magnoliopsida; Fabales; Fabaceae
Source: the annotation of a GenBank genome assembly